GCAAAUGUUUUUGUUUUGCACGCACGCGAGUUUUCGUGUAAAUUUUCGAAGAUCGUUCAGAGAAUAGUGAAAAAUUGCAGUUUUUCGCUGAAAAUUGAUCCUAAAGGGUUAAAAAAAUAAUAAGUUUGCUUUAAUAUAACUGUUGUGAAAUCAACCUGUGCAAAAGGGGUCGUUUUCGGGGGAUUUGCGAGCACUUUUACAGUGCCCAAACUUGGAGCACGUGUUUGUUGAUGUUUUCGACCGUAUCGUUCCGACGCGAUUAGAACAAAAUGGGCAAGAAGAAAGCGAACCAGCUGGGGCGGUCCCUGAUAAAGGACCGAUUUGGGCAGGGAAACCGCAAGACCGUCGAUAACAACAGCAUGCUUCACACCACGGAAGUCCAGGACGGGUACGACUGGGGCCGGCUGAACCUGCAGUCCGUGACGGAGGAGUCGUCCUUCCAGGAGUUUCUGCGGACGGCCGAACUGGCGGGGACGGAGUUUCAGGCGGAAAAGCUCAACAUAACGUACGUGAAUCCGAAGGCCAAGGUCGGUCUGCUGACCACGAACGAGCGGGUGGCGAUCGAGCGCAAGCAGGUGGACAAGAAAAAUCUGCUGAAGAUUCCGCGGCGACCGCGUUGGACAAAGGAGACCACGCCGGAGGAGCUGCAGCUGUUGGAGAACGAGAACUUUCUCGAGUGGCGCCGGGGGUUGGCCGCGCUGCAGGAGGACGACGGGCUGUUGAUGACGCCGUACGAGAAGAAUCUGGACUUUUGGCGGCAGCUGUGGCGUGUGGUGGAGCGGUCGGACAUUGUGGUGCAGAUCGUGGACGGGCGCAAUCCGCUGCUGUUUCGCAGUGAAGAUUUGGAAAAGUACGUGAAGGAGGUGGACGAGCGGAAGAUGAACAUGAUUUUGAUCAACAAGUCGGACUUUUUGAAUGCGGAGCAGAGGGAGGCUUGGGCUAGGUACUUUGACGAGCAGGGGAUUCGGGUGGCGUUCUUUUCGGCUGCGGAGUCCGUGGAGGAAGCUAAGCGCGAGCAGGAAGAACGGGAACGGGCAGCUGAAGAGGGCGAGGAGGGAGAUGAGGAAGAUUCGGAGGAUGAACAGACGAAUGAGGUCGAGAAGAAGUUGAAGGAUUUGGGGUUGAAGGUUGAUCGUGCUGAAAAGGUGCUUGAGAAGCUGGAAGAGAAGGUUGAGGAGGUCGCCGAAGGCGAAUCUGCAGCUGCUUCGUCCAAGCUACGAAAUAAUCCAAACAUCCUUUCCAACACAGAGUUGAUCGCACUCUUCAAAAGUCUCCACAAGGCGGACCGCGUCACCGAGGGUCUCGUAACGGUCGGCCUCGUCGGCUACCCGAACGUCGGCAAAAGCAGCACAAUCAACGCCGUCUUCCUCGAGAAGAAAGUGUCCGUUUCGGCGACCCCCGGCAAAACCAAGCACUUCCAAACGCUGUACGUAGACUCGGAACUGCUGUUCUGCGAUUGCCCAGGUCUGGUCAUGCCCAGCUUCUGCACCACCAAGGCGGACAUGAUCCUGAACGGAAUUCUGCCCAUCGACCAGAUGCGAGACCACGUCCCGCCGGUGAACCUGCUCUGCACGCUCAUCCCGCGACACAUCCUCGAGGACACGUACGGCAUCAUGAUUGCCAAACCGCUCGAAGGGGAAGACCCGCUGAGACCGCCCUACUCCGAAGAACUGCUGCUGGCGUUCGCGUACAACCGCGGCUACAUGACCGCAAACGGACAGCCCGAUCAGUCCAGAGGGUCGCGCUACGUGCUCAAGGAUUACGUCAACGGCAAGCUGCUGUACUGCUACGCUCCGCCGGAGGUUGAACAAACGCAGUACCAUCGCUUUCCAGAGCGUCAGAAAGAUGAGAUCGACGUCAAACUGCUACCGCCGAGGCAGCAGCGGGCGAUGAAGAUGGGCACCACCACCGGCAAGGACAUCGACUCGCAGUUCUUCCAGGACCGCGCCCAAACGGGCUUCGUCAAGGGGCGCAGCGAUUUCCCCAACAUUCGACCGUCGGCCGUGGGCGUUUCGGCCGAGCAGCAGCAACUGCCCGGCGGAGUGAUGAUCGCCGGCAAGCCGUGGAAGCACCAGAAGCGCGAGAAAAAGGAAAAACUUCGCCGGAAAUAUGCGCACCUGGAUCAGCAUUGAGGAGGGGGAGGAGUGUUUUUCCGUAACUGUUUUGUAACUUUAUUGUUGUACAAAAGAAUUACACCUCUUUCUAUAUAUUAAAUAUAUAUAUAUAUGCAUCAUA
Molecule: messenger RNA, 2235 nt
Organism: Culex quinquefasciatus (southern house mosquito)
Lineage: Eukaryota; Metazoa; Arthropoda; Insecta; Diptera; Culicidae
Gene: Ns3
Product: large subunit GTPase 1 homolog
Exons: 3
Coding region: 270-2132 (620 amino acids)
Biological process (GO): ribosomal subunit export from nucleus
Cellular component (GO): cytosol
Molecular function (GO): GTP binding; GTPase activity
Source: RefSeq, a predicted model, not a curated record